Messenger RNA from Babesia bigemina, 2487 nucleotides. RefSeq lists its product as hypothetical. The transcript has a single exon. Bases 1 to 2487 code for a protein of 828 amino acids. The record is from RefSeq and is a predicted model, not a curated record. NCBI's taxonomy places the organism in Eukaryota, Apicomplexa, Aconoidasida, Piroplasmida, Babesiidae.
AUGGAGGCUAACGAGCGCGUGAAACAAUGCCUCGAGCGCCUUGAAGCGCUCAGGAUGGAGGUGCCGCGAAUAGCUCGGGUUCUGAGCAGCGCGGACGACGUGCUAGAGCGUCGCCACGGCGCGGAUGCCAACUGGGCGCCCAGCCCGGCGUCGCCGAUGGCCCAAAUCCGCGUCGCAAUGCUUGAUCGGAACGUUGAACGGCUUAGGAAGGCACACCGGCAGUUUAAACCCGUGGUCGACGGAGCCACGGCGAUGCUGGAGCGCAUCGAGAACGUCGCCUCAAGAAUCGCUGCUGCGAAGCGGAACAUGCAGGGUAUCGAGCAAAGUGGCGUGUAUUCAGAAAUGGACAGUGUGCGACAACACAUCGCACUCACGGAGAAGAGGCUAGGAGCGGUUAACAGGGUAGUGGAGCAACUGAAUCCGUCGAUCGGCAACAUCGACAUUGGGGGAGUAGUCGGGGAGGAUCAAGCCGACAACGCCGGAGCUGCCAGUAUGGAGCGAGUGCUCGAGGCGGCGCAGGGCAUAACGGAGUCCAAAAACUUCUGCGAUGCGCUACACGAACUAGAGUAUCUGAAGGGAUCACCAGUCCUUCACGAGGCGUCACAGCGGAUCAACGCGAACGUUGACCGACUGUGUGAGACGUGUUUCCUCGGUCUACAAAAGGCGUCACGCAAGAUGUCCUUAGACCUGUGCGCUGCCUGUGAUGACGCCAGCACUAUCGCGCUCCGGCACUCGAACUCGUUCGUGCCUCCGCCGGCAGGGCAUGAAAUCGACGAAAUUGGUUUUCAGCGGAUCUUCGAAUGCAGUGAUGAGGCGGGUGCGUCUUUGGCGCUUCGAGCACUGCGGCUUCUCCGCCUGCGUCCCACAUACCUGUACCACUUCGUUUCAGGCAUGCGCGAAAUCCUUGGGCAGCUGUCUACAAAGCGCUUUUCGGCAUACGCUAACGCUGUAUCCGUGGAACCGAACAACCGCAGCGCGUCGGUAUCGGUGGUGCUUGAGCAUCUUGUUAAGAAUGUGGAAUUCAUGAAAAGGUGCGUAGAGGGCAUAUAUGGAAACGCAGGACUGCCUCUAUCUGAAUCUGGUCUUAAAGAAAAUGGAGUGGAGUUCAUUGGGGCUCCUAACUAUCUCAGAGAGAUAUUGAGAAGGCUGGUCAACCCGCUGGAAACAAAACUCAACCGCAUCAUGGAACCCGGUUCGGUGAAGGGUGAUGAAAGCAUAGUCACCUGUGAUUCAGUAUUAGAUAUAUUCAAUGCAAUACACAUUUCCAAGAUGUGUGUUAAACGGAUGAAGGAGGUGCUAACCACGCCGUGGGACGCUGCGUCAGCGCCCGCCGGAAUAGUCAUCGGCGACCCACCGGCCGAAAUCGAAGUAGAUAACAAGGGCGAUGGUGAAGCUAACACCGAACGUGGGAAUUAUGAGGGCGUUGAUGUAGCCAAUGAUGUGGUCAAUAAAGACGCAGAUAACGAAAAGGAAAAGAAAUCGGCGGAUAAAAAGAAGAAAAGGAAAAACCGAAGAAGAUAUGGUAUACGGAGAAACUAUUAUCGAGAUUAUUCAGAUGAUGAUUAUGACUCGUACAGUGAUUAUUCACGUAGGUCAUAUAUGGAUGAUGAUGAUUACUACUACGAUGAACACAGUAGUUAUGACGAUGACAGUGAGAGCGGCUCAGAUGGAAAUCCGGAUACAAAGCCGUAUGAUCCUUAUCGAUAUCCGUAUCGUAAUGUGCCCCAAAAUACAAAAGGAGGCCAAGCUGGUGAGGAAAAUGAUUAUGUCGCCCACGAUCCGCUUAUAUCCACACUCAGGAGAACUCAGUCGGAUUGGCGUAACUACCUCAUAAGAAGCAUAAAUGACAGGAUAACGGCGCCGUUAGAGGCUACUGAAGCCUUUUUCAUGGAUGCUGCGGCCAUACUAGAUAUGGCAGUGCCACAGUCCGUUCGAAUCGUCGCGGACUUCAUCGCCGAUCUUACUAAUAUACAGGUGUUAUAUGAUGUGUCAGACGACUUUGAGGAGGUUCUGAGGCAAACGGUAGUUCCAGCGGUAAAUUGGUGCCGUCGAUCAGCAGAGAGGUGCGGUGAUACCUCGAGUGCGUAUAUUAUCAACUGCACCUCCGUGCUCUUAGACUCUAUGACCAGUGAGCUGGUGCCCGCGUUUUAUAAAGAGCCAUUGCAGGCCGAUUUGAACAAGAAAGUGGACUCCAUGGUAAGCACACUGGCCGCUGAACUUGAAACCUCUCUCGAACUUAAGGACGCGGAAUUAGAUUCUGAUAAGGCGGCAUCGGCAAUGAAUCGCAUAUCAGGCAUUGUAUUCGGAGACAGACUUAUGGAUUGCGAUAUACCGUCCAUGAAGCAACUUCGGCUCGUUACCAACCGAUACCAGAAGGUCAUAAAAUCCAGACUGUACGCCACGCUGGCUGACCAUUACGCCAAAAUCUCAAAAGACGGCGAUUCGCAGAAAGUGCAAGAGAUUAGAGAAGUUGCGACACAUCUAUAA